Acanthosepion pharaonis is the source of this 1890-nucleotide messenger RNA. Lineage: Eukaryota; Metazoa; Mollusca; Cephalopoda; Sepiida; Sepiidae. The record is from the annotation of a GenBank genome assembly.
AUGGAUGGAGCGGACCGGCUUUGCACGCUGCAAAUCACAAACGAACCGUAUCAAAAAGGAUCACUUCAGGAACCCCCUUGUCAGCAGACUGCACCUUCAAACAGACCGAAACUGAGUGUGUCCAGCCGGUUCCUCCGUUUAGGAAGGAAACUCCUGCUGUUCUUGUUUCUCGUGUGCGCCUUCACCUGCGUGGCCCUUUACGCGAUCGUCUCUGCCAGCUGUUGCACGGUCCUCACUUUCACCGAUGGCACCACUGCACUACAGCUUGGGCCCGCUGACUCCGCCGGCCGUUACGUCGUCGCAGCGUCCGGUAAACGAGAGAACGAGAACAGAGACCCCGACCUUGUGUUCCCUCUGUCGUCGAGAGGCCAUCAGAGUUUAUCAAAUUCUGGCCGCAACAGCAGGGUACCCCGUAACAAAAAUGUCGGGUUCGGGGUCACAAUCGGUGUUUCCCCUACAAAAGCAGGGACAAGGUCCCUUAACGGUGCUCGGGACGGAGGUCGUGGAGGCGGCCCGGCGACGACUUCGUUGCCGAAAUCACCGUUCAGGUUUGCGACGGCACCUCAGAAUAUUAAGAGAUCCGGUGGUAGAAGGGGCGGUAGCAAUGGGCGAUCAACAUCUGUGGGCACAGGGUCCGAUGUCGCUGCAGCUGUUGCCGCGUCCCACGCCUACCGGGGCCGAAUCAGUAAUGACUGGGGUCACACGAAGGGCGCUCGAGGAAGGAAUGCAAUUUUCGUCGGACGUGGAGGAAUUCCUAGUGGAGGAAAAUUAUGGAAAGCAGAAAAUACAAAAACGGCUUACGGGAAAGAUACUAUUAAUGGCAAAUCUAAAAUCAAGAACAAGGGCAAAACCCUGGUCAAUAAAAUUACUAGAGGCCAUAAGGAUAUCUCAGAAGAUGUUUGGCACUCGGCUUCGGCGAGUUCUUCAAUUGAACUCAUUGGAAAUGCCCGUAAUGACCACGAGGCUUUGUUGUCGUCAUCAGCUGCCUCUUCGCUGUCCUCAAGUGGUCAGGGUCCGAGGUCACUCAUUGCUGCACAAAAAACCGACGAUGGUUUUGCCAGUUAUAAAAACACCAGCAAGGACUCUGAUACUCGUAACAAUAUUGAGUAUUAUGGCUCGGACGAAGAAAAUGAAGAAAGUAAUGAUGACGACGAGGAAAUGUAUGACAUCGAAGAUUACGAAGGAGAGAAGGACUUAUCUCUAACUGAUGACCAAGAGAUGAUACCCACUUAUGAAAAAUACGAAUCAAGUUCUUCCCUAGGGAAAAAUGUCAAAGAGAACUUCAGGGGAAGUAACAACAACUUUGUAUCUGAAUCCCAACGACUGCAAAGUUCCAAAAGUAACGGAGCCGACGGUCAGAAUGCCAGUGGCGUGUGGACUAGUAAUAACUGGCACAAUUUGACAGAAAGCAGUGAAAACGUUAUAGCUAGGCGGCCUUUGCAUAUUCAGAGAAUUAGGCAAAACGCCACUAAGAAAUUACCUCAGGCCAUCAUCAUUGGAGUUAAAAAAUGCGGUACACGAGCCCUGUUGGAAUACCUUCGGUUACACCCUGAUAUGAAGGCAAUACAAACAUAUGCCUUUGAACUUCGUCUGUCCUUCAUUCUCUCUAUCUCUCUCUCUCUCUCUCUCUCUCUAUCUAUCUAUCUAUCUAUCUAUAUACAUAUAUAUUGUAUAAUUAUUUCCUUAAUUUUUCUCCAUCACUAUUUCUAUCUCUUUAUCUCUCUCUCACUCUCUCUAUCUAUCUAUCUCACAUUCUCUCUCUCCCUCUCUCUCUAUCUAUCUAGCUCUCUAUCUAUCUAUCUAUCUAUCUAUCUAUAUAUAUAUAUAUAUAUAUAUAUAUAUAUAUAUCUAUAUCACAUUCUCUCUCUCCCUCUCUCUCUAUCUAUCUAG